Molecule: messenger RNA, 8543 nt
Organism: Capra hircus (goat)
Lineage: Eukaryota; Metazoa; Chordata; Mammalia; Artiodactyla; Bovidae
Gene: LOXL3
Product: lysyl oxidase like 3
Exons: 11
Coding region: 6420-8063 (547 amino acids)
Biological process (GO): inflammatory response; peptidyl-lysine oxidation
Cellular component (GO): membrane
Molecular function (GO): copper ion binding; protein-lysine 6-oxidase activity
Source: RefSeq, a predicted model, not a curated record
GCACAACAGCCACGUGAUCUGCGGGAUGCUGGGCUUCCCGAGCGAAAAGCGGGUCAACGUGGCCUUCUACAGGGGAUCUUCCCAACCCAGAGGCUGAACCCAUGUCUUCUGCGCUGUAGACAGAUUCUUUCCUGCUGAGCCACCAGGGAAGCAAGAGAGAAGAUGUAUACUGAGAAACAGUGGAAGAAAAAUGGAUAAAGUAAGGCUAGGAAAUGGAACACUUUUAAUGCCAGAUUGGAGAGUUUUAUCUUUAUCCUAUGAAAAAUUAAAAAAUAAAAGUACUUGUAUGAGACAGCAAUAAAAAUAAGGCCAGUUUUUUUUAAAGUUUGUCUGAUAGUAGUGAAUUGGAAGAGGAGGUUCUAGAUGCAGUAAGAUUAAUUAGGAAUUAUAAAAUUAAGCUGAUUAGGAGGAUGACAACAAAGAGAAAGGAAUAAAUAGAUGUAGGAUGACUGAUAGAAUACAGAAAAUAAAAGAAGAGAUAAUUAAAAUGAUUCUGAAACUGCUUAAGAGAAGGAUGGUGCCCGGCAUCUCUGGGCUUCAAGUUAAUAUGAACUAGCUUUAGAUAUGGGCCAUCCCUGGGAAUUUUGAGGCCCAGGAAUUGUCCCCAAGUAUGCACAGACUCAAGAAAGUUUCAGAAAUCAGGAAUAUAUUUGUACAUAUUGGAAUCUCUUACUGAGUCUGGAAUAUGAAGGCUGGAAAAGGAGAUAUAUAUUAAGUACAGAGUUCAUUCUUAGUAGGGAAAGAGAUUACAGUGGUCCUGGGAGAUUCUGUGAUGAGAAUUUGAUGUAGAUAUUCCUUCACAGGCCAAGUCAGACAGAGGGAGACUCCUCAUAGGUAAUGCAAUUAUAAAGGCUAGGCAGGAUAGUUAUAAAUAACUCUGCCUUCCUUGGAGAAGGAAGAUGCAUCUGCUAGCUUUUAGAGGAAGUUAGUAAGAUUUAGAGAAUAAGAAAAUCAGAAUGUGAUGUGUUUAUCAUUUUUCAGCUCGAUUUGGUACUUCUACCCUAGGACAUGUGAAAGUCGUAGAAUUUUAGAAGAGGAAAAGGAUGUGCAGAUAACUGAGCCAUUUAAUGCCUUUUUGCAGGCAAAGAAAUUGAGGUUCCAAGAGCUUAAGUGCUAUUUAAGAAGGCACUCUUCUAGUUCAUUUCAGAUAUUCUUGUUCAUAUUCAGAUAUAUUCAUUGACAGAUAUUUAUUGAACUCCCACUAUUUGCCAAGCACUGUGCAAGGUGCUGAGACUCCAGAGGUGAUAAGAGAGUUGAUUUGGCACCAGAUCAUAGAAGACCUUGUAGGCUAUGGUAAUGAUUUGAAUCUUUAUGAUAAAAGUAAUGGAAAGUGAUUGAAGUUUUUUAAUGAGGGGGGCUGUGAGAGGACGUGAUCAGGUUUGUGGCUCCCAGACACCACUUUGACUGCAUUUUGAGAAUAGUUUAGAGAAGAGCAAGAGCAAAUGCAUUAGAAAGUCACUCAGGAAGGAACACUGACAGGACUUGGUUAUGGAUUGACUUUGGGAGCCGAAGAAGAGAGAGAUGUCAAGGUUGAUUCCUAAGUUUCUGGCAUAGAUUUUGCUAAAAGAAUUGGACCCACAUUAAGUUUUAGAUAAUUUUGAGAUCUCUAAGUAGGAACAUCAAGAAGGCAAUGGGAUAUACAAGGUUAGAUGUAAAUGAGAACAUAUAAAGAGAGGAUGUGAAGUGAGAAGAAGGCCUUAAAGCUCCAAAAAAGUAAAUGACUGUAUAGAGGAGGAGCCUGCAAAGAAGACCAAGAAAGAGCAUCCAGAAUCAGGACUCAAAUAAAGCUAAUAGUGUUGUGACAGCUAAGGAGGGAGAGAGAACAGCAGUGUCAGAUGCUACCAAGAGUCAGUGGUAUGUGAGACAAAAAAUUCUAGAUUUAUUAUCACAGAGUGAUGGGUAGGGCAAGACAGAAAGGAGUGGAUUAAGGAGUGAGUGGGAAAGAUGAUGAGUGUUGACACUACUGAAAAGUUUUUCUACUAAGAAGAAAUGUGGGGUGGAGUGUGUGUGUGUGAGAGAGAGAGAGAGAUUUGAAUAUGUUUAAAAGGAUUCAGUUGAGGAAAGGUUAUUUGCAACUUCUCAAUUGAGAGAGAAAGGAUCCUAGAGAAAGAAAUUCAGAAACAUUUAGGGGUGGUGGCUUUAGAAAAGAGAGACAGAUUCAGCACUGGUCCUAAAUAAGUGCCAGGGCCUCAAUGUAACCUAUGUUUGCCUGAUAUAUAUUAAUAAUUAUAUAUACCAUACAAUUAUAAAGACCUUAUAAAGUCCUUAAAUAACUAGAGAAGAAGUACUUCUAAAUUUCUAGAUAAUACUACAUUUUUCUGAGUACUGUUACAUGGUUUCUCUUGGUUACUGAUGAAAGAAAGUGCCAGAUAUAUUUCAUUUCAGACAUGUUUGAAAAAAAGACAUUUGGAGAGGACAUUUUACACUAUACUUAUCUGAUGAAAGGUUCUAAACUCUUAGUAGUGUCUCAGGAAAGGGACCCAAGCGUUAUUGUAGACUCUUUGUUAGGAAUGUUGGAUGUAUUGGAUGUUUUGGCAAAGAUCAUCCUCAGGAAGAAGCCAAGGUAGGAAAUACCAAGCAGAUUCAGCCUUGUUUAAAUCCAUAUAUUAAAAUCCUAGCACAUCUUCAUGUAAUAUACCACAUCCAAGUAUGACUCGAGAGAAACAGCAGAACAGGAACAUGUUCAAGGACAGGAUAACUAAGAGGAUAAUGGGGAAGUCCAUAAAUUCUGUAAGGACAGACGGACAAGACCUGCGUUCAUCUGUAUACAGUUGGACAGGACAAAGAGUGGGCAAAAUGAAAGUCUUUGAAAUCAAAGGGGGAAUGAGAGGAGAAACAGACCUAGUUUCCAUUCAUCAAACUUAAGAUAACCUCUUGAAGAGUAAAAUAGGUCAAAUAUUUAGGUCAAUUAAGAAGAAAUAAGGUUUUAGACCUUAAUUCCCUAGAAGUAAGUUUGGGAGAUGAGCUGUUUGUGAAUGACUAAAGCAUAUGGGAUUUAAUUUAGACAGGAAGGAUGCUGUCAUCCUAAGCGUCCUGGCCUCAUGCUCCCCAGUCAGACCCAGUUAAUGUCCCUUGCUGUCCAGCCUUGUUCCUUGGUCCUCGUUCACUGGCCUCAGGCCUGGAUAUGCCAGAAGCCGGAGCGCAUCCAGGGAAAAAAUACACAGCCUCCCUAGGUGUGACCAGGCUAGUUCUCUCUCCUUGUCUAGUCAGUCUGGCAAUCUUAACACCCUUCCACUUUAACCUGUUCCCCCAACCCUCCCCCCUAGGUUUAGAGCAGCCCUAAUAUCAAUCCAAGAAUCCUGUUCCCCAUCUGCCUUAGCCUACUUUCUGUGGGUCCUAGUACAGGGUCUUUAUCAGCCCUGGGUCCACGUUCUUCAUUGCAACUCACCUGUCUCAUUCAUGUGCUUCUGAGGCCAAACAGCUGUGAAGGGUAGAGCCUUGGGGGCAUCUAAUGUUAUAAGAUCCUGCCACCAGGAGACCUCUAACUGCUAAAACAGAAAUCUUGCCCCUCGUCCCUGUUCCACCAACUUUUCCCACUUGGUUCUAGACUGUUCCUGACUCUGCUGUUGUCUUAUCCUCACAGAAAGUUGAGGAAGCGAGCGGCCAAAGCCUCGGCCCGACGCUCCAAACCCCUUGGAAGGUAAUGGGGCAAGAGCCCCGGGACCUCCUGCUCAUCCCUGUGGCCCCAGGAGGUGGAUGGAUGGAAGGCAGCCUAUCCAUGUCCAUCCCAGAACCCAAGCUGAUGAAUUAGGGAUAUGGCUGGAAAGUGGCCAUUCCAGGAGGGAGGGGAGGGAGGCAGGCAUGGGGAUGGGUAAGUUUUGAUUUAGGAAACACAAGGAGGAAAUAAUGUAGAGACCUCCGCAUCUUUAUACUGCCCCCAGAUAGCCUGGACUCCAGCCUCAGCCGCCUGCAUGCUUCCUCCCCCACUAACUCCUAACCUCCCUUCGUUCACCUACAUUCCCACACUCUCCCCUCCCUCCACCAUUCCUCCUAUCUCCUCUCCCCUCACCACCUGGCCUGACAUCACCAGAUUUCUCAUCAGUGUUGCUGAAUCCAGAGAGCAGCAUGUAUUCCAAACAUAUAGCUAAGUGGUAUUCAGCAGUGUAUGUGGAAAAUCUGACUGCCUUUGCUUUGCCCCUUCCCAUGCUCUGCAUGAAGGGUCCUUCCUAGAGACAGAAAGAAGAAAGAAUCCUUUUCCUUUCCUGGAUAAUGCACCUGACCACUACUGCCAUUAACUUCUUUCUCCUUUUUUCAGACCAGUCACCAAGCUUAAAGCCAAACCCAAAACCCGAAUGGGCAGGGGGCCAAUUAAGAGGUAAAUAAAGUUUAGGCUGGGUGGAGAGGAGAGGGAGUGCCAAGUGAUGAGUCGGGGGCAUCGGGCUGUGGUUAGGAAGGGGUCCAAGAGACGCCUCCACCAGGAGGUCGAGGAGCAGCAGCAACUGUUAUAAGCCACCUUCCAGAUGAUUCACCAAAAUGUAAAGUAAGAUUGUCCCUUUUGUUUGGGGUUGUUUUGUUGUUGUUGGGUUGGUUUUUUUUUUUUUUUUUCCCUUAUGCUUUUUGUCUGAGGAAUUAUGCCCAUCACAGGAUUUUUGAAAAAUCUCCAUAGAAGUUUACCCAUUGACUCCUCUUGUUCCACAUGCUUACUUAUCUUCCCCCAGCAGAUUUUAGUAGAUACUCUGGCACUCUUGUCCUUCAGAUGCCAUGCUUGCCUCUCGCCCAAGAAGUUAAGUUUCCCUGAGGGAUCAGUGUUCCCACCCUACCUUUAUUUGAUUAAUUGUUAAAUGGAAUAAGUGCUACUGGGUUGGAAGUGAGACUCAGGAUCCCUGUGGAACCUUUCCCAGGGCAGGAGUCAGAUGGCAGUCCUGGCCCUCUGGCCCAGUUAACACAGUUAGGCUCCCAGUUCCAUCAUUUUCCUCCUGGGCUCCUUCAGAACCCCAGGGAACAAAAAGGUGCCAGUCCCAAUGACUGCGUCUCACUUGGCUUCUGAAGGCAGUUCGCGCAUGAAAAGUCCCCUGGAGAGCUCCUUCGGCAGUGGGUGAGCUGUGGAGAAGUCAGCCCUUUCUACUGUCUCCUCCUCUCUUCACAGCCUUCCAGGGUCUCUCAGGGGCCCCAGGCACCCCUCACUCCCCAGCUCCUCCCUCUGGUGCCUUCAGCAUGCCUUGGAAUUUGGGGUGUUCCCAUAGUGCCCUUCUAGCUUAGGGUUGUCUUGCACAACAUGGCCAUACUCUGGCCUUCCCUGACCCCCACAUUAAAGUGAUGACCUCUUUCACUUUUAUUUUCAGCCAGAAAGGACUUUGAAAGAAUACUGAGUCUCUUUGAGCUUCAGAGUCUGCUUAUCUUGAGCUUCCAAAGGUAUUCUGCAAAGUCUCCAGGCUUCCUUUGUCUGAUUUGUCUAUAACUUAUCCCUCUCUCUGUGUCUUCCUAGCCGGUGGCUUCAAAUCAUCAUAUUCCUCCUCUGACAUCAAGUCAUAGAGCACAUCCCUGCAGUAAUUUGCCUCCAGACCACCCUCACAGGCCCACCCCACCAACACAAGACCUCAUGGGCUCCUCCCCUCUCUGGGCUCAAACCGGCUGUUCUGGGAAGAAAGCACUUCUCUUAUCACACGGCUCACUGCAACAUUCCAUUCCGUGGGUGUUGAUAAGCAAGUCCCCUCACUCUCUCCAGCAUCUCUCUGCUGUGUUUCAAAGUUUUAACGUCUCUAAUUUAGUCCCAUUUUCCUGCUCAGGUGGCUGUGGAACAUUCUUUCUGUUACAUUUAAACUACGGAAGCAUGGACUACCUCUUUAAAGACUCAUGCAGUUCAGCUUUAGGUCUGGGGUCACGCGUACCCUUCUGGUGUUCAUAUUCACUCUCCUUCUCUGGUCCUGCGGUCCCUCUCUGUCUUGUAUUUGUACAUCCUCAUUCCCAUAUAUACCAGCUCGCGUCUUUCCUGUGUUCACCUCUGGUCUGUUCUCGCUGUAACUGCCCAUCAUCCUCUGGCCUGGAAGCCCCUCUGGCCUCUAAGAAGCCAUGUAGACCCAAGACUUACUCACUUCUUUGCAUCCUGACUCAUUUAGUUCUUUCAGUCGUAACAGAAAGACCCGCUUACUCUGGCCAUUCAGGCUUCCUGUUAGCUACUCCCUCCUGCCUAUCUCUUCCAGAUGGUCAGUCCUGGCUUCCUAAUCUCUUUGCACAGCAGCUUCAGCCUCCAUUAGGGCCAGCACCCUGAAAGCACACAGAACAGGCUUCCUGUCAGGCAAGUCAAAACUAGCCUUCCUUCCCACAGGGUUCUUCUGUUGCAGAACAUACCCAAGGACCCCCCUGUUUGGGCUCUUUCAGCCUGGAAACGCCCCAUUACCGUUGUCUCUUUGUCUCUGUGUUUUUGCAGAGAAGAGAAGAAGAACUAAAGCGGUCAUGGAAGGUUGGGGGAUGGUGGAGGCAUGGCGUGGGGGGAGGGCUGCGGGCAAAGAGGCAGGAGCGCCGUUUCACCCUACUGCUCCUGCUCCUGUCCCCCCAGGCUGCUGGCCCAGCGGCAGCAACACUCCUUUGGUCUGCAUGGGGUGGCGUGCGUGGGCACGGAGGCCCACCUCUCCCUCUGCUCUUUGGAGUUCUAUCGAGCCAAUGACACCGCCAGGUGCCUGGGGGGGGCACCUGCGGUGGUGAGCUGUGUGCCAAGCCCUCUCUACGCAGCGUCCAGUGGCCAGAAGAAGCAACAGUCGAAGCCUCAGGGGGAGGUCCGAGUGCGUCUAAAGGGCGGAGCCCACCCAGGAGAGGGCCGGGUAGAAGUCCUGAAGGCUGGCACGUGGGGCACGGUCUGUGAUCGCAAGUGGGACCUGCAAGCAGCCAGCGUGGUGUGUCGGGAGCUAGGCUUCGGAAGUGCUCGAGAGGCUCUGAGCGGUGCCCGCAUGGGGCAGGGCAUGGGUGCCAUCCACUUAAGUGAAGUUAGAUGCUCUGGACAGGAGCUCUCUCUCUGGAAGUGCCCCCACAAGAACAUCACAGCUGAAGACUGCUCCCAUAGCCAAGAUGCUGGUGUCCGAUGCAACCUGCCCUACACUGGGGUAGAGACCAAGAUCCGACUCAGUGGGGGCCGCAGCCGACAUGAAGGGCGAGUCGAGGUGCAAAUAGGGGGACCUGGGUCCUUCCGCUGGGGCCUCAUCUGUGGAGAUGACUGGGGAACCCUGGAGGCCAUGGUUGCCUGCAGGCAGCUUGGACUGGGAUAUGCCAACCACGGCCUGCAGGAGACCUGGUACUGGGAUUCAGGGAAUGUAACAGAGGUGGUGAUGAGUGGAGUGCGCUGCACAGGCACUGAGCUGUCCCUGGACCAAUGUGCUCACCAUGGCACCCAUGUCACCUGCAGGAGGACAGGAAGCCGUUUUACUGCUGGAGUCAUUUGUUCUGAAACCGCCUCCGAUCUGCUGUUGCACUCAGCACUGGUGCAGGAGACGGCUUACAUCGAGGACCGGCCUCUGCACAUGUUGUACUGUGCCGCUGAGGAGAACUGCCUGGCCAGCUCGGCCCGCUCAGCCAACUGGCCUUAUGGCCACCGGCGUCUGCUCAGAUUCUCCUCUCAGAUCCACAACCUGGGACGUGCUGACUUCAGGCCCAAGGCUGGGCGCCACUCCUGGGUGUGGCAUGAGUGUCAUGGGCAUUAUCACAGUAUGGACAUCUUCACUCACUACGAUAUCCUGACCCCCAACGGCACCAAGGUGGCUGAGGGCCACAAAGCUAGUUUCUGUCUAGAAGACACCGAAUGUCAGGAGGAUGUCUCCAAGAGGUAUGAGUGUGCCAACUUUGGAGAGCAGGGCAUCACUGUGGGUUGCUGGGAUCUCUACCGGCAUGACAUCGACUGUCAAUGGAUUGACAUCACAGAUGUAAAACCAGGAAACUACAUUCUGCAGGUGGUCAUCAACCCCAAUUUUGAAGUAGCAGAGAGCGACUUCACCAACAACGCCAUGAAAUGUAACUGCAAAUAUGACGGGCACCGCAUCUGGGUGCACAACUGUCACAUCGGGGAUGCCUUCAGUGAAGAGGCCAACAGGAGGUUUGAACGCUACCCUGGCCAGACCAGCAACCAGAUCAUCUAAGGUGCCACUACCUUCCUCUGCAGACCACCACUGGCCCCUAACGGCAGGGGUCUGAGGCUGCCAUUACCUCAGGAGCUCAAAAAGGAAUCUUUGAUGUCAGCAGGCCCACAGCACUCUUCCGUUGUGCACUGAGAUGUGGAACCAUCAAGCAGAAAUCACUGCCCUCUUUCUUAGGCCAGCUGUCCUUAUCUGCAGCCAGGCACGGGGCAUUCUGCUCCCAGGCCCAGCACCAAGCCAAGCACAACACAGAGAGGUGCACCUGACUGACUGCCCAGGACAACCGACAACAGCAGCUCGUUUUCUUGAAUAGGGAGGUCAGAAUGGUUUAACUCCAGCAUCUCCCCUCAGUUCUGGAAGAUAAAGCUUUACCUCUAGCCUUUUUGUGGGGGGAAAGAGCAGUGUUCCACCCUUCCCCUCAUUUUUCAGUAUGACAUGUUGUUAGGUAUAAUUUUAUUUUAUAUAAAAAGUGUUUUUGUGAUU